Clarias gariepinus (North African catfish) is the source of this 4439-nucleotide messenger RNA. It is a transcript of the gene amfra, whose product is annotated as autocrine motility factor receptor a. The transcript has 13 exons. Lineage: Eukaryota; Metazoa; Chordata; Actinopteri; Siluriformes; Clariidae. The coding region runs from base 661 to 2586 and encodes 641 amino acids. The record is from RefSeq and is a predicted model, not a curated record. Gene Ontology annotation, biological process: ubiquitin-dependent protein catabolic process; protein K48-linked ubiquitination; endoplasmic reticulum unfolded protein response. Gene Ontology annotation, molecular function: ubiquitin binding; ubiquitin protein ligase activity. Gene Ontology annotation, cellular component: ubiquitin ligase complex; cytosol; endoplasmic reticulum.
UGAGAAGGGGGAAGGCAGUGAAACUCGGAGAAACGACUGGAACAACAAAACAAGAGACUUAAACCUACUGCCAUACAGAGGAACGUCUAAGAUUUUACUUUGGACAGCUUUAUCGAGGAGUCGAGGGCUAAAAGUGGUCACAGGAGUGUGAUGUGUUCUUCUCUUUACCGGUGUAGUUAAUAUUAAUCCGUUUAAACACGUUAAUCUUAUCGAGCUGAAACGUUUGGACAGUUUGUUAGCUUGUUAGCCUGACAGCUAGCUAUCGCUAAACGCUCUGAAGCAAAGAGUAGAAAUGCUUUCUGUAUGAGUGUUUUUCGCUUUGGACUGCACUAAAUGCCCUAAACCUGAAGGGAUGAAGGAACUCACAACGGACACGGAUGUUAAAGUGAAAUUUGUCUUCGGUGUAAUGUUCGCAACAGAAUCUGUCGUUUGCACGUAACGCGAGUCCUAACUAGUCAGGAGUCCAUGUUUUUGUUUAGACCUUAUUAGUUAAAUAUACAGUAAUAGUUUGUAUCACUUAAAUCUGCUCAGAACCUGCAGUAGCAUAUUUUAUUCGAUUAAAGCUUUGGUAACUGAUCAGUUUGUGCAUAGCCUAGUCUGAGGGGAAGAGCAGCUUGUGUGUGAACCUGACACGCAGUUCGGACGCUGGACACUGCCACCAUGCCUCUAGUGUUUCUGGAGAGGUUUCCUUGGCCCAGUUUGCAGACUUACACCGCCCUGAGUGCAGUGCUGCUGGCUGGGACUUUGUUAAGCGCCUACACAGCUGUGACCGAGCCUGAAGCUCCAGCUGCUGAAGAAACUCCGAGCACCUCCACAGACAGCAAUAAAAUCAAGCAAGCUGACACUGAGGGAAAUGUGGCUGCAAAUAUACUGCUCUUUCUCAUCUCUGACAGCCUAUUCGUUUGGGUUUUGGUGAAUACCGCAUGCUGUGUCCUCAUGCUGAUUGCCAAGGUGAUCCAGUGCAUUGUUUUUGGUCCUCUGAGGGUCAGUGAGAAACGGCACUUGAAGGACAAAUUCUGGAACUUCAUCUUCUAUAAAUUCAUCUUCAUAUUUGGGGUGCUGAAUGUGCAGACCGUAGAAGAGGUGGUUUUGUGGUGUCUGUGGUUUGCUGUUCUAAUCUUCCUUCAUCUCAUGGUCCAGCUCUGUAAAGAUCGCUUUGAAUAUCUGUCUUUUUCUCCAACAACCCCCAUGAGCAGUCAUGUGCGAGUACUGGCCCUGCUGGUAUCCAUGCUGCUGUGCUGUGGAGGUUUAGCUGUGCUCUGUGGCCUCGUCGGUCAUUUCCAUGGCAUGCAUACUGUUGCCUUUAUGGCUGCUGAGUGUUUACUUGUUACAGUGCGCACUGGACAUGUUAUUACGAGGUACUCGAUUCACUUAUGGGACUUGAACCAUGAAGGCACCUGGGAGAGCAAAGGCACCUAUGUCUACUAUACUGACUUUAUUAUGGAGCUUACCCUCCUUUGCCUUGAUCUGAUGCAUCACAUUCAUAUGCUGCUCUUUGGAAAUAUCUGGCUGUCAAUGGCCAGCUUGGUGAUCUUUAUGCAGCUUCGCUACCUCUUCCAUGAGGUGCAGAGGAGAAUCCGUCGGCACAAGAACUACUUGCGUGUCAUUGACAAUAUGGAGUCCAGAUUUGCAGUCGCCACCACAGAUGAGCUUGUUGCCAAUAAUGAUGACUGUGCAAUCUGCUGGGACUCCAUGACCUCAGCACGGAAGCUGCCCUGCGGCCACCUUUUCCAUAGCUCAUGUCUGCGCUCAUGGCUAGAGCAGGACACCUCCUGUCCAACGUGCCGCAUGUCACUGAACAUUAAUGAGGGCGAGAGAGAGAGAGGGGAGGGGCAGAGGGCACCAGCUGACAACAUGGCUACAGGGCCUGGGAAUGAUGUCCGUCCUCACCUGAACCAGCACAACCACUUCUUCCAUUUUGAUGGUUCACGAAUUGCUAGCUGGCUCCCAAGCUUCUCUGUGGAAGUUAUGCACACAACCAACAUUUUGGGCAUCGCACAAGUCAACAACUCGCAGCUCAGCGCCAUGGCCCAUCAGAUACAGGAGAUGUUCCCCCAGGUUCCUUACCAUCUGGUGCUGCAAGAUUUGCAACUCACUCGCUCUGUGGAGGUCACCACUGACAACAUCCUGGAAGGCAGAAUCCAGGUGCCCUUCCCUGCUCAGCCCGUGGAACGAGCAUCCAUUCAGGUUAACCCAGUCUCAGAGGAGCCUGUGGGAGCUAGUGGGGGUUCAGAGCCCACUACUGUGGAGACGGAGGACCUUGAGGUGCGUGGCAGCCGCUUCUCAAAAUCUGCAGAUGAGAGGCAGAGAAUGCUGCACCAAAGGAAGGAGGAGCUGCUGCAAAGAGCACGCAGACGCUAUCUAAACAAAAGCAAUGUAGAAGAAGUGUCUUUUUCCAACUUUGCUGCUUCCAAAUAUGAUGAUGAUGAUGAUGAUGAGGAGGAGGAUGAAGAGGAGAAUGAUGAUAAUGACCCACCCUCUCUUGAAGAAGAGGAUUCCAGUUCAGACCCUGUGACCAUUCGCCGAAGGAUGUUGGCAGCUGCAGCCGAACAACGCAUGCACAGACAGGCAGACACACCCAUCUGAGGGAGCGAACCAUCUGCAAUCCAUCUAGCUCUGCCACACCUCCAUUUUCCCAUGGCUAUCUGUGUGAUGGAGAGAGAAGCUCCUGGUCACUUUCAUCUCAAAUGAAAGAACAUGCAUGACACUUAACUGUGCCAUGAUCCAGCAUUGGCAUACGUAGCUGACCAGCUGUGAUUCUGAGGUCUCAGCGUUCACUAAGUUUUAAGGCUUUCCUGUUGUGCACUUUUCAUAUGACACCACCAGCUUGGCCGUGUCUGGAAAAAGUCUAUGCAUGUGUCAUUUACACAUUUUACAUUGUUAAACUUCUAAACUGUCUAAACAACAAUAAGCUCACUGAUGGACUUCAGGAAAAAAUUAUAAUCCUAGUGUUUGGUAAUUUCUCAGUCCUGUUAGUUUCACAAAAUAGGCUGUGUCUGAUGUAACAUGAGCAUUGUUUAGCAUAGUUCUAAGCAAUGCGAUGUUACUUUGCAUCUGUUUUAAUUUAGUUUUGGAAGGCUGCAUUUAGCUCUUUAUUAAAAGCUGUUCUAUUAUAGGUGUGAUUUUAGACUCUGAGUUUUAUAAAGUCUAGUCUUGUUGAUCUUGUACCUUAAGGCACCUUAAACCUAACACUCUGAACCUGGUUAGGCAUGAGCUCUAAAGGUAAUUAUCAGCAGCAUUGGCAUUGGAAUGAUCAUUUGCUGUGUCUGUUAGGGAGAUUUUUUUUUCUUUCUUUUUUUCAGUUUCAGAUCUUCAACUCUUCCAAAUAUGGAGAAUUAAUUAUAAAUAUAGGAUCUAACAUGGUUAUCAUCUACCAGCAGUGUCAUGGUUCAGAUGUUUGUGUAUCUGUUUGCAGUGAUUAGAAGAGCAGCAGAUGAUUUGAAUGUCUGUGGUUUGGUCUCAGUCCACAUGUAGGGUGUGUUGAAGAAAACAAACUGCCAGUCAGUUCGUGCUUUGUUUCAGUUGCUCGUUAUAUAAAAGGAAAACUGUUCCACUCACAUAGAUUUGUCUAAUAAUUUCUUUAGGGUUUUUGUUUAUUGCUGUGAUUACUUGGUUGUGUUACAUUAAUGACGCAUAGUUCUGUACAACUGAUAUGUAUUGUUACAUGUUGUUAUUACUGUUUUAUUGUAUGUUGCAGAGGGUGAUAAAUGAGAUGUUUAGGUUUGAUCAGGGUAUUUGGUGGCAUGCAUUAAAACUGAGGUUUUUUUUUUUUUUUAGAAGAAAGUUCUAUUUUGCAUAAUAAAUCAUGACAAAUGAAAAAAAUACUUUUCUACAUGAGAUGAAUGUGUUCAUGCUGGUAUUCCUCUAGCAUUUUCACAGUAACUGCCGAUUGGCUUACAUGUCUUAUUUUGACUUCACAUUCGUAAUGUUGGUGAUUAUGCUUUUCCCAAUUUGUUGCCUCUUCCUAUGCACAAACUCAUUGCUUGUGUUACAUAGGUCCUACGUUGCCUAACGAAGUAUUUCCAAAGAAACCGCAAGUCAUUUUACCUGGGGCUGGAGAUUGUGAUAAGUUUUUACCGAUAAAGCUCAUUCUCAGAGCACAGGUCAGAUUCAGAGCUCUACACUGUGCCAUUACAACUGCACCUUUGGUCAGUAUUUCUGUAACUGAUAAAAGUGUAAGUAUCUGAAUUAUGGUAUCUCGACAGAACUAUUCAGAUACAUUGUAACAUAGCUGGUAGUCCUGAUCUACUUCUUACUGUCCUUCUAUACUAAACUAAAUCAGUUUGAACUGUCGGAAUGCUUUUUCUAUUUAUGAUUUUUUUCCUUUCAUUUGUGCCUAAAUUCACCAGUGAAUUAUUUGAUCUGUAAAUAAUUUUGUAAUGAAAACUGUAUGAUAAAUGUGAAAUGACCUGUAUAAAAUAAACUUCAGCACUAAUAUA